Molecule: messenger RNA, 1280 nt
Organism: Toxotes jaculatrix (banded archerfish)
Lineage: Eukaryota; Metazoa; Chordata; Actinopteri; Toxotidae
Product: V-set and transmembrane domain-containing protein 5
Exons: 5
Coding region: 17-889 (290 amino acids)
Biological process (GO): filopodium assembly; positive regulation of excitatory synapse assembly
Cellular component (GO): plasma membrane; dendrite; axon
Source: RefSeq, a predicted model, not a curated record
GAUAGUGUGUCUGUGUAUGCACAGGUGUCGGCUGGCUGGCACUGACUUGCGUAGGUAUGAGGAGAAAUCCAGCACAGUCCUGAGAGAGGAGGGGAACUGCAGCACUUCUGUGGCGGACACUCUCCGAGGAAGGAAACUCUCACACGCACCCUCGCCAACACCUGUAAACAGAGACAGUGGAAGAGGAAACCUUUGGAACCACAAAAGGCUGUGGUGGAGGGAGAAAGACAGAAAGGAGAAUGCUUCACAAUGUGAAAUAGCCUGGAGGAGAUUCUUCGACUGCUGUUUGACCAAUGGGUCUGAGUUUCUAAUGUGGCAUUUUAGGCUCUGGGAUGUACAAGAUGUUGCUGUGUAUUUCAGCAUCGCAUUAUAUAUUUGUGACCUAGCUGGAGCCAUCUCCAUCCAUUCUCCUCAGAGGGGCCUCACCAGGUCAGUGCAGGAGGAUGUGUUUUUCUCAGUGGAUGUUACCUGCAAUGGGAUCCCCACCAUACAAUGGACCUUUAUGUCAGGAGCAGUGAGCCGCACCAUAGGGACGUGGCAGCCUGGGGUGUACACGAACAUAACGGUGGAUUACAGCAGCAGAGUGCAGCCAUACGAUAAUGGAUCCAUGGGCCUGUCAGACCUGCGGUUGCAGGAUGCUGGAUACUACGUGGUCACUGUUACAGAAACAGCAGGAAGCAGCAGGGAUGCUGGGUUCAUCCUGAAAGUGAACGAGGUGCUGUAUGAGGAUCUUCAGUACCUGUCCAUCGCUGCCUUAGCACUGGCCUGUUUGGCUGCCCUUCUCAUGCUCACUAUGUGGCUCCUAGACAAGGCCUACAAGAGGAUAGCGGCAUGGAGACGCAGGACACAAAUGCCAGAAAACGAUGCCACAGAGCUGCAGCCUCUUUGAUGGACGUUGAGCGGUGCUUCGUUCCUGCAUGAACUUGUCAGAGCUGCAACACAAAAAAAGGACCAUUUUCACAAUUUAGAUGUACAUAAAUUGAAAAUUAUAAAUAAUUUUUUUAGCAAGACGGGAAGAUGACUCGUCGGUUAUGAAAAAUUGUAUUAUGUUUACAUUUUGCAUUGAAUGCACAUGCAUUUACUGCUCACUGCUGAUGAUUGAAUGGAAAUAUAUCGCUCAUGUCAUUGGAAAAAAAAUACAGACUGUAUUUAUUGUCUAAGAAAAUUAGUUGUGUGAUUUUCUUUCACCUAUGGCUUCUUCACCACAAUCAUCCGAACUUGAAUCAGGCUUUGAAAAAACAUUGAAUUGUACAGCAGGUAGUGUGUAAUAAUUGUUGGGU